UACAACCGAUGAGCUUGUGGAGGGGUAACUGGCAUCUCUUUAAGAGAGAGAUUGCAAACAGGCAGAUUCCUAACUGCUGCCAGAAGUCUGUCAAAGGCUGCAAAGCCAUGACAUGGCUGUAAGGGUGGGAUGCUCUCAAGGGAAGUUGUGGCCUUCUUGGUGGCUUACCAUCAAAACAAGCAGCUGAUAGGAGAAAAGGGGCUGCUCCCAUGUAAACUGUACCUGCAGAAUGUCAAAAGAUACUUCAAAGGGAAGAUAAGUCUGGAUGCACUGAGCUAUGCCCCAACGAUCAUCUGGUUUCUGGACUGGUCAAACAUGGACAGCAUCUUGGACUACCUCUCUGGGUUCGGCCUGGCAACUUCAGCCUUUGUGUUGGUAACUGGAUGUGCUAACAUGAUCCUCAUGGCUGUCCUGUGGAUUCUCUACCUCUCGCUCGUCAAUGUUGGACAGAUCUGGUAUUCCUUUGGAUGGGAAUCACAGCUGCUGGAAACAGGCUUCCUGGGGAUAUUCCUUUGCCCACUCUGGACCCUCUCCCGAGUGCCCAGUUACACUCCUCCUUCCACCAUCGUCAUCUGGGGCUUUCGGUGGCUGAUUUUCAGAAUUAUGCUUGGAGCGGGAUUGAUUAAAAUUCGAGGAGAUCGCUGCUGGAGAGAGCUAACUUGCAUGGAUUAUCACUACGAGACCCAGCCGGUGCCCAACCCAAUAGCCUAUUUCAUGCAUCGCUCCCCAUGGUGGUUUCAUCAGUUUGAGACGUUAUUCAACCACUUCAUCGAGCUGGUGGUGCCGUUCUUUAUCUUCCUCGGGCGUCGCAUGUGCAUCGUACAUGGCAUUUUGCAGAUCCUUUUCCAGGUGCUUCUGAUUAUAAGUGGAAACCUGAGCUUCCUCAACUGGCUAACCAUCGUACCCAGCAUUGCUUGCUUUGAUGACGCCAGCUUGGCCUUCCUCUUCAGUUCCAGGCAAGGAGGUGUGAAAGACCAGCUGGUGCAGAUGCAAGUCAAGCAGGCAGCCGGAGAGCAGCUUCCUCUGAGAUACGGCUGCUACAUCCGCAAAGUGGUGAACAUCUCGUUUGGACUCCUGAUUGCUUAUCUCAGUGUCCCCGUUGUCCUAAACCUGCUUAACUCCAGACAAGUCAUGAACACCUCAUUCAACCCUCUCAGAAUAGUGAACACGUACGGAGCCUUUGGAAGCGUUACUAAGGAGAGGACAGAAGUCGUCAUUCAGGGAACGUCCAGCAUGGAUCCCAAUGAUCCCGCUGCUGUUUGGGAGGAGUAUGACUUCAAAUGCAAGCCCGGGGAUUUGAAGAGGAGGCCGUGCUUUAUUAGCCCCUACCACUAUCGCCUGGACUGGCUUAUGUGGUUUGCUGCUUUCCAGACCUAUGAGCAGAAUGAAUGGAUAAUCCACCUGGCUGGAAAGCUGCUGGCCCAGGAGGAGGCGGCACUGUCCCUGAUGGAAACGAACCCCUUUGCAGGCAGAGCGCCCCCGCGGUGGAUCAGAGGGGAGCACUUCAGGUACAAGUUUAGCCAGCCGGGAGGCAAGCACGCCAGCGACGGGAAGUGGUGGAUUCGGAAGAGGAUCGGGCCCUACUUCCCCCCCGUGAACCUCCAGGGCCUGAAGAAGUUCUACGAAGACAGGAGCUGGCCUUACCCCGCGCAGGCCUGACGGAGGGAACGGGCGAGGACACGGGCAACCGGCUGAGGAAGACAGGAGCAGUCACCUUCGUCACAAAUUACAGUUCUUGCGUCUAUCUGUAUUUUUUUACAUACCGAUGUUUACACAUAUUUUACAGUAGGUUCCCAGCCAACCUGUCCACCUGCUGCCGUGGUCUGGUUUUCCUCCUCUUUUUCUGGUUCUUUGUCCAUCUUUGUGUUUGUCUUUCUCUCCAUGUUCUUGCCUAAUGAUUGAUUUGUUUAGUCUAUCUGCUCCAUUAGAAAAUCAUCAGCUCGGAGUCAAGAAAAAGGUGAACAGAUACUGAGUCAAAUUAAUACUCCUAAUUUUACACAUUCCAGAUUUGCAACAAGCAUUUAUGAAGUGGUUUUUCACAGGCCCAGUAACUCUGGAAUUUCAAUUGAUUAUCAGGAAGGUAAAACUCAAAAGGGGUUGAAAAUUGCAACACGGACUUUAUUGGGAGAGGCUACCCAGAAGCAGAGCGCUCUCCCCCUUUCUCAUCUCCGUCUGCUUUGCCAACGCUCAGGGUCAAACCCGAGUCUCCUGGAGUUUAAACGCCGGCUGGACCUCGUGCGGUUGGAGCCCCUCCACCGCAGAGAGCUCCGUGGCAAUGCAGCGAGCGGGGCGGCGCGAGGAGCCCUUUCCGCCUCGGUGCUCCUGCCCUCAGCGCAGCCCCGCGUGCAGCGUUGCCAACGGGCUCCCCAGGCGCCGCUGCUGGCAGCGCGGCACCUCGCUGCGUGCAGAGAUGGCCGAGCUCACAGCCCGCUCUGCCCCCGGCUCCGUGCGGAGCGUGCUCUGCGUGGCCGUUUGGCUCGCCGGGCCCUCCCGGCACGGGGUACGGA
Molecule: messenger RNA, 2507 nt
Organism: Struthio camelus australis
Lineage: Eukaryota; Metazoa; Chordata; Aves; Struthioniformes; Struthionidae
Source: RefSeq, a predicted model, not a curated record